CGGGGAUGUGGAUCUGUGAGGCGACGGUGGCGUUUGAGAUUCUUCGGAAAAUUUAAGAGUGUUUUUAGAAGCCUUGGUGCAAUAUUAUCAAUCCGGUGAGAGUUCGCCUGUCCGCGAAUGGUGGUGUUUACGAUCAGGCCGGUGCAGUUAAAUCGAUCGGAGUGCUGCUACUGGUGAUAAGCGCGGACGGUAGGCCUUAUUCUGGCUGGGCUUUCCAGUACCUAGUGGUGGAAUUUGUUGUUUAUCGUGGCACUGAAAAAGUGGAAGAGUGAAAAAAUAUGUCGUCACAAGGAAGAAGGCAACCCGGAGCAGCAGCAGCAACAGCAGCGGUAGCAGAAAAAGAUGGCUAUCAUGAGUGAAGUUGGAGCCGUGCCUUGGAGCACUGAUUAGAAAAGAGGAAUUUUUGUGGGUGUUUUUUUUUUUACGACACAGGAUCGUGCAUUAUUUUGAGUGUCCCAGUCGGUGACUUUUUCCGAGAAAACGGAUUGUCUCGUUUGUUUACGUUUGACCAGAGUGGAAUAUUCUGCGAGGGAUAAUAAUAGAGAUAACAGAGUCAUGAUGCUGUUGCUGUUGCUGAUGUUGCCGUUUCUGCAGGAUCCCCACUACGAUUGCCUUCGUCAAUAUCUGCCACACAUUGAACGACAGCGGAAAGCACUCACUUAGUCGAAUUCGCGCACCGGAGGAAAUGCAUCGAAGUUGUGAACUUUGUAGAAUAGAACAACAAUUCGGUCAUGCAUUGAACCUGUGAUAACCAUCGUACCCAACACAAAAAAUUAGCUACGUUGCAGUUUUCGCUCGUUAGUGACUUAAAAGUGAAACCGUUAGAACAGUCUUGCCAUGUAGGCAAAGUAGGUAUUAAUUCUAAGUGAAAAGUGUGGCCACUCAAAUCUAGCUUGAUGGUCAUGUGAAAGAAGGAGAAAAAGGCAGAAGUGCAAAUUGUUCCGGGUUCCGACCAUGUCGGAGCAUGAAAACAACUGUCAGGUGUACGUCUAUCUGGUGGAAAAAUUCGUUGACGUCCCGAUUCAGGACGGUGACACCUGUGAGGAUCUGUGCAUCAACCUAUGCAAGCAGUACGGAAUUGGGCCGCUGGUUCAGCUGCUUCUGGGUCUGCGGAUACACGACGAACCAUGGUUCCUGGCACCGUGCGUUCGGCUGCAGGCCGGCAAAAAGUACGAACUUCGCGUACGGUUCAAGAUUCCCAAAAUAUCGAAUCUGAAAACGCUGGACAGGAUCCUGUUCAACUACUACUACUACCAACUGCGGCACGAUCUGCUGCACAGCAAAAUUGGCGAAAUCGAUCACGACGAGUACAAGAACAAAAUCCUGGGCUACGUUGUCAACGAUAUGUACCGGAAGAUGGUGGAGCAUGACGUACCGAUAUCGGAGCUGAAGCGCACCUACGAGGAGUACAUCCCGCGGAAGAUCAACAAAGAGCACUCGUUGUUCUUCUUCAACUGGGCCCGGUCCAAGGUGUUUAGCUCACUGAACAAGAUCUGCAACAAGACUCAUGACGUAGACUAUGUAAAAAGUGUGUAUAUAGACGAUAUCGAUAACAUUGCACCCUGUUAUCUGUAUGAGGAGUACAACUGCAGCAUACCGUACCCGCCGGAGGAUGGUAUGCGUACGCAGGGCAAGUGUAAGGUAAAGGUGAAGUUUGCUCCCUACGGCAACGGUAGGACAACGAAAAGUGCAAAAUCAGGCAAAAAUGCGCAAAAGGAUGACAACGAGUCACUGCCGGGGCUGAAGGUGUUAUAUUCGCAGGAGUGGAGGCACGUGGCGAAUAUCGAUGAAAUUUUUACUAUACUAGUAGACAACCUGACGGUGAACAUUUCACUGAAGGAUCAGUCGAAUCUAUACUCGAUAGACUUCAACAGUCAGACUGAAUUAGACUCGUUCGUAACGUGUUUAUCUGGUUAUUAUAGGUUAAUGUGUAAGUGGACUGUGUAUCUGUGUAAACCCUAUCUGUCCUCACCAACAUUGAAUAGACUUACGGAACUCAAAUGCCAUGGUCCUAUUGGAGGAAAGUUCUCCUACCGUAAAAUAGCGGAGAAGAAUAGCAGCGUCGGUGCAAACAUCGUACGUCAAUGCGAUAAAACAUACGACACGUACUACGUCGACAUUCUGGAACGCGAACACCAAAUGAAAACUUAUAAGCUCACCUACUCGGCAAAUCGGUGGCAUGUGGAGCGAGGCCCCGGUAAGGAAACCAUCUACGACGAGCUGGUCGAAGCGCUGCGAAGUUUGCAUCCCAACCCCUAUCGACUCUCGCCAACGGAAUACGACAAAGCACCGAACCUACUGCUGUGCAUGCCCCAGAACGAUAUGAUCUCCAAGCGGCUGCUGACGGAAGCCGGCGAGAUGCAACAGGCGCGACCGCAGAUCGUGAAUGCGGCCAAGGAGCUGGUGAUCAACAGAAAUGCGUUGAAGAACGAAGGCGAUGGAUUCUUCGAGAGAACCAGAGCUGAACUGUUGCUGCCGAAUAAUACCAAAAUGGAGGUGACGCUACGGUUGUUGAAAAACAAUAAAAAGGAUGAAUUUUUGAGCGACUUUCUCCAGUUGACCGACUUCUGGGCAAGCAUUGACUGUAGAGACAUCAUCAAACUGUACGGCGUGACUCUGUUCAAGCCGAUCUCGAUGGUGAUGGAAAGUUCGCGAGACGGACCGCUGGACGAGUUCCUACGACGGCAUCCACAAGUUGCGUUCACGUCGCUGGUUGAUGCUGCCCAUUCGUUGGCUUGUGCUCUCUAUUACCUGCAGGAAAAGGGCCUCGUUCACGGUCGCAUACGGUGCUCAUCGAUGUUGGUGACUUCGUACGAUCGGAAUGAAAACCGCCUGAUAGCCAAGCUGGGAGAUCCGGGACUCCGCCAGCAACAGCAGUAUACAGAGAGAGACCUGUUCUGGAUACCGGUGGAGUACCACGAGCUGGGGCAACACGAGGUGCAAUUGUUGAAACGUGAUCUGAAAGCGGACAUUUGGGCCUGCUCGACGACCUUGUGGGAGAUCUUCAGCCGCGGCAAACGGUUAUUGGCCAGGAAUGUAAAGGAAUUCAUUUCUUCUGGUCGGCGGUUGAAGGCACCACCGGAAUGCGAACUCGUCAAGGAGAUCUACCAGUGCAUGUACUACGGUUGGAUGGUGGAUCCGGACAAGCGGUUCGCUCCGCAAAUGAUCAUUUCGAAACUGGUGCAAGCGAAACAAAAGAAGGUCUACUGUGAAGUAUCCACUAUUGGUAACGGAACAACGAAUUCAGCCAAUGGCUCUUACUCGCAUCAUAGUAUUAAUUCUAUAAAUACAGAUUCAACCUUCCUUAAUUCUCGAACGGACGUGUCGAAUUCUUCGUACGUGAGUAACGGUAGCGAUGGUGACGCCGGUAGUAACGCUUCGAGUGAGUGCAGCUCUCAACCGCUCAUCUCGAAUGGCGGUUCUAGUCAGUACAGUGUCGGUUCGUACAGCGGUUGGGGUCAGAUACAGGCCAAAAAGUUCAUGUACGAUUGUCCGGACUUUAUCGAGCUGGCCAACGGCUCCAAGGUGAUAUUCCAGGGAGAGCUGGGCCAAGGACACUACGGUAAGGUCUAUCGCGGGUGCAUCGAUGACGGUAAGUACUCGAAGGAGGUGGCCCUCAAGACGAUCAACAGCCCGACGGACGUGGAAAAGGCAGUGACGGACUUCAAGCGGGAGGUUUCCAUCAUGAAAAAGCUGAACCACCGAAACAUUGUCAAGCUGAUCGACUUUAUCGACGAGAUAGACAAGUUGGUGGUGAUUAUGGAGUUCAUGGAGAAAGGGUCGCUGCUGGACUUUCUGAGCUACGAUCGGUACGCUUUGAACAAAUCCAUCCUGUUGCGAUUUGCCAAGGACAUUGCCGAUGGCAUGAAUCAUCUGUUCGAGAGGAAAAUCAUCCAUCGGGACUUGGCGGCGCGAAAUAUUCUGGUGAAGAGCAUGGAUUGUGUGAAGAUCUCCGACUUUGGACUGGCACAGGUGACCGACGGAAGCAACUACUACAUAGCGCAGAGUAAUCGAGAUCUGCCUAUCAAGUGGUACGCCCCGGAGACGUUGAUCACGCAAAAGUAUUCGUUCCAAUCGGAUGUCUGGUCGUUCGGCGUGACGCUGUUCGAAAUGUUCACGUACGGUGAGACGCCCUACCCGAAUGUGGAGAUCAAACAAGCUGAACACCUGUAUGACUUGAUCAUAAACAAAAAUCUCAGACUGCAACUCGACGAAGUCGACCUGGACGUACAGAAGCAGCUGAUGGCGCCGUGCUUCAAUCUGGACUCGCACCAACGGCCCACAUUUGUGCAAUUAAUCGAAAAUAUCGAGGAUCUUGUCGCCCAAUACUACGGUGAACCCAUUUAAUCAAUUGAAAUAUAGGACAACGCAAACACAUCCCUAAUUGCAAACGCGUACGAUAGACUGAUGCAAUAUUUCAAAUAAUCGCUCCACAGUUCUCAAACUGUUCUGAUCAUCCUCUCAAAAUUUCAAACUCAUUUAGUUAAACACUGACUGUGCACAAACCAUUUGAAAUUUAUUUGGGUAUUAUUAAGGGAAAACACACGUUUAUCUUUCUAACAUCUUUUUCGUAUUUCAAGCUUAUUGUUUAUCGCAUACUAGCUUAUUGCGUGCUCUCAACUUAGUGUUCUGGAUGCAUUUCCACACAGUUAUUAAUUGAGAGCUUUCGAUGCCUGUACCAUUUUUGCAUUAAUUUUGGCCCAGGGAAGUUGAGAAAUUUUCCAACCCGAAAAAUUCAUCGGGAUUCGAACCCAGCCACCUCCAGCAUGGUCUUACUUUGUAGCUGCGCUUUUACCGACUGAGCUAAGGCAGGCCCAUAGCUUUCUUCGCCAUAUUUAUCACACACUCAAAAUAGCUGUGCCGAAUCAACUGUGUUUCUGGUGCUUGAAAUAGAGCACAAAAUCAUGACUUCUAUGUCACACUGCAGAAUACAGUGUUGUCCACAAAGCAGCUGCUUGAUCAUGUCAUAAGAUUAGCAAUCUCUUAAAUAAUUAAUAACCAUUUCAUUUGUUGUUUGACUAAAAGACGGUCUUCAGCAAAGUUGAAGCUGUGAAAAUGUCCUACGGGAAUAACUAUUGACCUUUCUCCAAGAGCAACAUAGAAAUAGAGUAGAAGGCGAUGGUAUUUCCCAUAGGAAUCCGCAUAAAAACUUCAAAUGGUUUGUGCACAGUCAGUUUCUAACCAAACUAGAUCAAAUUUUGGGAGGCUAAUGAGGACCGGAUUCGGAACCGUUCUAGCAAUUUGGAGCUUAAAUUUCAAAUUUUGCAUCAGUCCAACGUAUGUACAUGCACGCGCUGUGGAGCUACUUAGAGAAAAAAAAAACAAACACAUCUAAGGGAAACACUAAAAAAGUGAGUUCCCAACAAAAACUCAACUGUGAAGGUUAAAAAAAGGUUUCGUGUAGAGGAAAUAUUUUCCGAAAAAAAACCAAAUAUUUUAGAACACUGCACACAAAAAUAAUGGCAAAUCCAAUGCACUCUCCUAUAGUUUAGGUUAGGCAAAGAUAUUUUGAAUCUUAUUGAACGUCAGAGGAAAUGUUUUUGCUGCAUUUUUUUUGGUAUACGUACUAAACCGUUUCUAUGCUUCAAGGCAACAGAUGCACUGAAUUUUAUUGCGGCAUGCUCUUUUUACAAAAAAAAAACUAGUAGAAAUUCGUGUUCGAACUAAGAGUGUCAUACUUUCACACAUAACUAAAUCUAAAAUAUCCCACAGGGAAAAGACUCACCUUAUUGUUAUUAUUGUUGCCUGUCCAUUUUCUACUCUGUAAAUAUAUGUAGCUUAAUUCUUAAAAAAAAACCUGGAAUAUCAACCAACUGACGAAAAGAAAAGAGGAUUGUGCCCGUCUAACUAAUGGAUAUGUGUCUUACCGGAUACCUAGUUGUUAAAUUAAAUUCUGAUUCUAAUUGAAACUUGACUUUUGAGCAAGUUUGUAUCAUGUGUUAAUUGGCCACAGUGGACAGCAGAAGAAAUCUUUAAGAAACAAAACAAAACAAAAUACCUAACCUAGCACAAUUGCAGAGAAACAGUCGACUACUAAUACUGCUGGAAACCUAAAUAUAUUCUCGAAGUGCCACCUAGAUGAGGAUGUCUCGGUUUUUACUUUUUUAAACCCCCCGUCAUCUAGAUUUGUCGAUAAAACGGCUGUAUUCCAAUCCGUAAUUAAGUAACGUGUUUUGUUUGAUUUAUUUUGUACUGUAUUUAAGCGUAAAUUACGUAAGAAAUUUAGUGUCGAGCCUGAUUGGUGCGAGCAGAAAAUUGCCUUUAUUAUUAACUUCAGUUCAAUUGAGUUGGUUCUUGGUAAGUGAAAUUAUUUAAUUUUUUUUUUCUUAAAACAAUGGCCAGUCAAAAGAAAUUGCAUAAAUGUUGCUGUACAAAAUGCCGUAUUAUACCCCCACUAUGUUUACUGAUGAGCUCACAAAAGGGAUCCUGUUAUUGAUAUUUCUUCGAAUCGUUACAAGCCUAUUUUGUACAUUUAGUUUUUACUGCUUUAACAUAAAUUUAGAUAGCACAGAUUAGAAAUUCUUGAACCUGAAUAAAAAUGCAAAUUAGACAUUAAACUUGGGGGGGUAGAAACAUGAACCAUGAUCAAUUUUCUGAUUAUAAAAUAAUACGAAUAUAUUUUUAUUUUACAAUUUCUUUAAGAAGCAUCAAUAAGACCUUUAUC
Molecule: messenger RNA, 6664 nt
Organism: Ochlerotatus camptorhynchus
Lineage: Eukaryota; Metazoa; Arthropoda; Insecta; Diptera; Culicidae
Gene: hop
Product: tyrosine-protein kinase hopscotch
Exons: 15
Coding region: 955-4347 (1130 amino acids)
Biological process (GO): protein phosphorylation; cell differentiation; cell surface receptor signaling pathway via JAK-STAT
Cellular component (GO): cytosol; cytoskeleton
Molecular function (GO): cytokine receptor binding; non-membrane spanning protein tyrosine kinase activity; ATP binding
Source: RefSeq, a predicted model, not a curated record